AUGGAGUACGAUUUCAAACCCGACCUGCAAGACGUGCCUUCGAGCAUCGACCGGCCCACCCACAAACUCAAAAAUAUUACAGUUGGCGAAUGUGGUGUACAGUUAUUAUUGUCAACCAGAGACCAUCUGUAUGACGCAGAAAAUGUUGAAGCGGGAAACCAUUCAUGGCAGGUCGUUGGCGCUUGGGAAGAGUCAUCAGUCAAGGACCUCGCGCAAAUGCUGGGCAGUCGUCAAGCAGCUGCCCCCCGCCAGAACGCUGAACCAUCAAAUUUCAAAACCGGCACGGGAAAGAAGCUUGGAGUAGUAAAUGAUAUUCGGCGAUAA
This is a messenger RNA of Fusarium proliferatum ET1, 324 nucleotides long. RefSeq lists its product as uncharacterized. NCBI's taxonomy places the organism in Eukaryota, Fungi, Ascomycota, Sordariomycetes, Hypocreales, Nectriaceae. Bases 1 to 324 code for a protein of 107 amino acids. The transcript has a single exon. The record is from RefSeq and is a predicted model, not a curated record.